Messenger RNA from Epithele typhae, 1788 nucleotides. RefSeq names its product isocitrate lyase and phosphorylmutase. Gene Ontology annotation, cellular component: mitochondrial matrix. The record is from RefSeq and is a predicted model, not a curated record. Gene Ontology annotation, molecular function: isocitrate lyase activity; methylisocitrate lyase activity. Lineage: Eukaryota; Fungi; Basidiomycota; Agaricomycetes; Polyporales; Epitheliaceae. Bases 1 to 1788 code for a protein of 595 amino acids. The transcript is spliced from 10 exons.
AUGGAGAUUAGGUAUCCGAAUACCGGUGACGUUCCGAAGUGCCGUAAGGCCCUCUCUCUCUUCCCUACAACCAUCCAUCCAUCUCAAAAGCCCGGCUCGUCUUCUCUGGCUCUUCCGUCCUCCGCACCACCAUGUUUCUUAGGACGCUGGCCCGCAAUACUUCCCGCUCCAUCCCCGCCUUCUCUCCAAGAGACCGCUGCGUUCAAUACUCGCGUCGCCGACAUGGAGGCCUUCUUUGCUCAGCCCCGGUUCGACUCGCUCAAGCGGCCAUACACCGCCGCCCAGGUUGCGGUCAAGCAGGGCUCACUGCCCGUACUCCCUCUCCCCUCCACAUUACUCGUGGAGAAGCUGUAUGCGACCCUCGACAAGGCUGCGAAGGAUGGAAAACCGGUCCACACCAUGGGUGCGAUUGACCCCGUGCAGAUGACCCAGAUGGCGCCUCACCAGGAGGUUGUGUACGUGAGCGGAUGGGCGUGCUCGAGCUUGCUCACCACGGGGAACAACGAUGUCGGUCCGGACUUUGGGGAUUACCCGUACACAACGGUGCCCAACCAAGUGCAUCGGUUAUUUCGCGCGCAACAGCUGCAUGACAAGAAGCACUACGAUGAGCGCAUGUCGGCCAGUGCAGAGGCUCGAGCAAAAAUGCCCUACAUCGACUACUUGCGACCCAUCAUCGCCGACGCUGACAUGGGACACGGCGGCCUCUCCGCUGUCAUGAAACUGGUCAAGCUCUUCACCGAAUCCGGCGCGUCCGCAAUCCACCUCGAAGACCAGCUUGUCGGCGGCAAGAAGUGCGGCCACCUCGCGGGCAAGGUCCUCGUCCCAGCCUCCGCGCACGUCUCGCGCUUGAUCGCCGCCCGCUUCCAGCUCGACCUGCUCAAGUCCCCGAUGCUGCUCAUCGCGCGCACGGACGCCGAGUCCGCGAAGCUGCUCUCCUCCACCGUCGACGUCCUCGACCACGAGUUCAUCCGCGGCGUCGCGCACCCGGACCGCGCGCUCGCCGAGGUCAUCGCCGCGGCGGAGGCGCAGGGGAAGAGCGGGAAGGAGAUCGACGCGCUCGAGGCGGACUGGCUCGCGCGGAACCCGCUCAUGACGUUCGCACAAGCGUUCGAGGCGGCGCUGGAGAAGUCCGGCGUGUCGGACAAAGCGGGCGCGUUGAAGACAUUCCGCGAAGCCGCGGACGGCAAGUCGAAUGCGGACGCGCGCGACAUCGCAAAGGACAUACUCGGCGAGCCCGUGUUCUGGGACUGGGACCUGCCCAAGACGCGCGAAGGCUACUACCACUACACGGGCGGCGUCGAGGCCGCGAUCAAGCGUGAGCUCGCGUUCGCGCCGUACGCGGACAUGAUCUGGCUCGAGACCAAGCUGCCCGACAUUGAGCAGGCGCGCUACUUUGCCCGCAAGAUCCGCGCGAAAUACCCUGGAAAGUGGUUCGUGUACAACCUGAGCCCGAGCUUCAACUGGGCCGCCCAAGGUUUCUCGGACGCCGACCUCAAGAACUUCGUGUGGGACCUCGGCAAGGAGGGCUUCGUCCUUCAGCUGAUUUCGCUCGCCGGCCUGCACCUGAACGCGAUGAUGACCGCCGAGCUCUCCGCGAAGUUCAAGACGGACGGCAUGCUCGCGUACGUGAACAUGGUCCAGAAGCGGGAGAAGGAGAUCGGCUGCGACGUCCUCACCCACCAGAAGUGGAGCGGCGCCAACUACAUCGACAGCAUCCUCACCACCGUCUCAGCGGGGUCGUCUUCCACGUCGGCGGUCGGCGGCGACUCGACGGAGAACGCGUUCUGA